AUGACGGGUAUUGAUACUCACAUUUUGUCUGAGGAAGCUGAUGAGAGGUGGGACAAUGCACGCCAAAGACUACAUGAUGUUGGUUCUAAGAUCACUUGGGAUGUGUUUAGAGUGAAAUUCCUGGAGAAGUACUUUCCUGAGGAUGUGCGUAGCAAGAAGGAGAUUGAAUUCCUUGAGCUUAAGCAAGGAAACAUGACUAUUGCUGAAUAUGCUGCCAAGAUUUAUGAUGAGGACUAUAAGGCUCAUUCAGCUCACUAUAAGAGCAUUAGUGAGAAGAGAGAAAAGACUCAAUAUCGUGGGAAGCUGUCUAGUGUUCCAGCUAAUAGAGGGAAGAAAAUUGCUUUAGAUGAGAAAACGCCAAGUAGGGGAGAGACUCCCAUUUUUGUCAAGUGCUUGAAGUGUGGAAAGUUGGGCCACCAUGCUAAUGAGUGCAAGAAUAAUAUUACGAGGUGCUUCAAAUGUGGAAAGACGGGUGACCGUAUUGCAGACUGCAAUAGUGUUGGGUCAACUUGUUAUAACUGCGGCGAACAGGGACACAUUAGUGCUAAUUGUCAAAAACUGAAGAAGGCACAGUCUGAAGGGAAAGUUUUUGCCUUGCCAGAAUCAAAGAUGUCUAGCGCUGACCAAUUGAUUCAAGAUGCAACAUAUUCGUUUGUUUCACUUGAUUGUGCUGAAAGGUUGGUUUUGAAAUUGUCUUCUAUGGUUGAGAGUAUGAUUGUUGAUACCCUGAAUCUAGAUUUUGUAACCACUUUGUGGUUCAACCAUGUUCAUAUAAACUAUUACGAUAAGACGUUAUCAUUUCUAGAGUUGGAUGCAAGUGAUGAGUUAUUUGUGUAUGUUAAACAAGUGGACAGGCUCAUGAAGGAUGAUGCCAGCGUGUUUUUGAUACUAGCUUAUAUGAAGGCUGAAAGUAACGUUGUGAUUGACGAGCUGCUUGUGGUGGAGUUUGCGAUAGACUUAGUCUUUAGUACUAGUCCUGUGUCGAUGACUCCUUAUAAAAUGUCCGCUUUAGAGUUGAGUGAACUGAAAAAGCAAUUGCAAGAUCUACUUGAGAAGAAGUUUGUCUCAAUCGAGUGUUUCACCGCGAAGUGCGCCGAUAUUGCUAGUCAAGAAGAAAGAUGGUAG
Messenger RNA from Lathyrus oleraceus (garden pea), 1125 nucleotides. RefSeq lists its product as uncharacterized. The record is from RefSeq and is a predicted model, not a curated record. The coding region runs from base 1 to 1125 and encodes 374 amino acids. The transcript has 6 exons. Gene Ontology annotation, molecular function: zinc ion binding; nucleic acid binding. NCBI's taxonomy places the organism in Eukaryota, Viridiplantae, Streptophyta, Magnoliopsida, Fabales, Fabaceae.